AUGGAUCUGAAUUUCGAAUACAUUGCUGCUCAUAUCAGCGAUUAUAUUAAUAAUGAAAACUUCUUCGAUACAUUUGAUAUUCGAGAUAUCAAAACAAUCAUGAAAUAUUCACGUUUUACAGCAGAUCAAUACGUUACUCUUCUGAAACAAUCAUCAUCAACUAUCAAUGGCAAAGAAUUAUAUACAUGUACACGAAAAGCAAAUGUUACUAUCAAAAACUUCGAAGAAGUCGUUUCAAUUCUGAAAUCUGUCAAGAAAUACAUGAAAUUCAAUAUAUUUGAUGGCAUUAUUGAUUUUUUAAAACAGCAUGAGGAAGUAAUAAACGAUUCUACUAACAAAACCGAAAUAUUAACCUUUUUAAUUUGA
Messenger RNA from Trichomonas vaginalis G3, 366 nucleotides. Its product is annotated as nerve growth factor signaling pathway. NCBI's taxonomy places the organism in Eukaryota, Parabasalia, Trichomonadida, Trichomonadidae. The record is from RefSeq and is a predicted model, not a curated record. The transcript has a single exon. Bases 1 to 366 code for a protein of 121 amino acids.